Trichechus manatus latirostris (Florida manatee) is the source of this 868-nucleotide messenger RNA. RefSeq lists its product as uncharacterized. Bases 134 to 868 code for a protein of 244 amino acids. Lineage: Eukaryota; Metazoa; Chordata; Mammalia; Sirenia; Trichechidae. The transcript is spliced from 2 exons. The record is from RefSeq and is a predicted model, not a curated record.
UCAUCAUAGAUUAGGGAAAGAAGACACAUGUUCAGUGGAAAUUUUUGAUAUUUCUCUCAACAGAGGAAAAGCACAGACUAACUUCCUGUGGGGAACCUGGAUCUUUGGUCCUGUGCCUGGCCUCAAGAGGGCGAUGUUGCACAGAGUAGAGAUCCCUCUUUCUGUUGAAGAUCAGAGCCUCCUCUCAGCCCCUCCUUGCUGCAGCAGGCUGGCUGAAGCACCCUCACUGAGUUCUCUGAAGACAGGUACAAGUGAGGGGAAUCAGAGGUUGGAAAGCAUUCAGGGUCAUCUCAGCAAUUUUGUAUUUUUACUCAAACAAGUGAUUUGUCCAGUCCAACUUUCCUCACACCUAUUUCCAAAAGCUCAAUUCUGCAGCCACUUUUCCUGCCUGCUCAAGGAAGCUCUUCCAGAAAGAAGCCUGCAGCAUCUCCACUGCUCAGCCAUGCUCCUGUUGCUUAUCCUGGUACUUGAGAUGAUAUUUGCCCUGAGAGAGAUCAGAGCCCAGUCGGUGACCCAGCCUGAUGUUCCUGUCUCUGUCUCUGAAGGAGACUCACUGGAGUUGAGGUGCAUCUAUUCCUAUAGUGGAACUGUUUAUCUCUACUGGUAUGUCCAAUAUCCCCACAAAGUCCCCCAGCUUCUCCUCAAGUACUUUCCAGGUGAUACUCUGGUUAAAGGCAUCAAAGGUUUUGAGGCUGAAUUUAGGAAAAAUGAAUCUUCCUUCAACCUGAGGAAACACUCUGCUCACUGGAACGACUCUGCUGACUACUUUUGCGCUGUGAGUGACACAGUGCUUAGGACUGCAGGGGGAGCUGAACACAAACCUCCUGAGACAAUAGGGAGGAUUAGUCCUCAAAGGAACUUCUGUUAG